Dibothriocephalus latus is the source of this 405-nucleotide messenger RNA. The record is from the annotation of a GenBank genome assembly. Lineage: Eukaryota; Metazoa; Platyhelminthes; Cestoda; Diphyllobothriidea; Diphyllobothriidae.
AUGUUCGGAGCGACCUCCCUGCUCGGUCGACCAGGUCAGACCUUUGCGCCCCUAGUCGGUUAUAGUAUGCUUUCCGCCUUCACCGGCAAGGAGCUCAUCAGUGAGUCCGGAUCUCUCCUUGCUGUUUCUGUCUCGGAAAAUGAAGCAAUGGGCUCGGUGACCCGCCUACCCAGACAGGCUGAUGAUAAACUCCAGUUUCUGUUGUCAACGCUGCCCGAGGCCAGUUUUAUUCUGGCCUGUUCCGUGCCCCUCUUUGUGGGCUGCCUUCAACUCGUAAUCUGGUCUUAUUACAAGCUCCAUGGCAGCAGUCAGUUACACAUUAAGACUGAGCGUCUUAAGCGAUGCGGAAGAAUGUACUCAGGUGGUGGUAGCCCAGUUGGACCCAAGACACUGUUGUCUGUAUAG